Aspergillus ruber CBS 135680 is the source of this 480-nucleotide messenger RNA. RefSeq lists its product as uncharacterized. NCBI's taxonomy places the organism in Eukaryota, Fungi, Ascomycota, Eurotiomycetes, Eurotiales, Aspergillaceae. The record is from RefSeq and is a predicted model, not a curated record. Bases 40 to 480 code for a protein of 146 amino acids. The transcript has 2 exons.
GCCCAUUACUCAGCAUUUUGACCCUCUUUCGACGUCAGUAUGCCCCCUCGCCGAGUGAUUUCUGUCGACCAAAAGCGACCGCUACGAGCGCAGAAGCGACGAGAUCCUUCGUUAAGCAAUAUCACCCUUUGCGAGUGGUUCAAAUCGACAUAUCAGCAGCCAAUUGCCCUAUCUUCAGUCUCCGAGAUUCUAUCGAGUCGAUACGCCUUCCUUGAUGAUACCUCUGUUAGCCAGCGAGCCCCUACACAGCGAUCCGACCCGAAGCGACUACAACGUGAACAUUGGCCAGAGCUCAAAGACAACCUUUUUCAGUGGAUGCAAGGCGCAGAACAGCAUAUCAUGAUCUGCGCUAUCACGCUUCGCGAGAAAGCUGAGUUCUUUUGGCGGAAUCUUGAGAAAUAUCAGAACAAUAUACAGAGGCAGGAGAUCCAAAACAGGCGUCAGGUUGACAUUCGAGGCUAUUUUGGGGGGCAGAGUUGA